Messenger RNA from Anisakis simplex (herring worm), 420 nucleotides. The record is from the annotation of a GenBank genome assembly. NCBI's taxonomy places the organism in Eukaryota, Metazoa, Nematoda, Chromadorea, Rhabditida, Anisakidae.
GAAUCGUACAAAUUCAUUCGGAUGGCGGAUGAUUUGCACGAUGUGGCUCGCUACCUCAACGAUAUGCGACUGUGUUUUAUUGCGCUAACAGUAACCGGGUACUUAUUGAUGAUCAUUUAUGGUAUUAUCUUUUGUGUUCGAAGGAAUCGACGACGACCCAAUACUGCCCAAACUGGCGCCGGUCUCAGCAACAAUGGCCAGGUCAGGAGGGGUCGAUGGGAUUAUCAAAUGGAAAAUCGAGAUUAUCAAACGCACGCACAAACAGACGAUCUCGUAUCGGUGAGGAGUGAUGGCCAAGGCAACACGGCCAGUUAUAUGGGACGUAAUCAUCACAGGAAUCCACCGUCGUUUAUGCGGCAUGGAAUGAAUCACGCUCAACAAACAGCAAGGGUGUAUUCGAAUGAGUGCCCAUUGUCUUAA